CACGUAUCUUGCAGGCCACCAAGGCCACUAAGGCCACCAAGGCCACCAAGGCCACCAAGGCCACCAAGGCCACUAAGGCCACUAAGGCCACUAAGGCCACUAAGGUCACCAAGGCCACUAAGGUCACCAAGGCCACUAAGGCCACUAAGGCCACCAAGGCCACCAAGGCCACUAAGGUCACCAAGGCCACUAAGGCCACCAAGGCCACUAAGGCCACCAAGGCCACUAAGGCCACUAAGGUCACCAAGGCCACUAAGGCCACUAAGGUCACCAAGGCCACUAAGGCCACUAAGGCCACUAAGGCCACCAAGGCCACCAAGGCCACCAAGGCCACCAAGGCCACUAAGGCCACCAAGGCCACUAAGGCCACUAAGGCCACUAAGGCCACGAAGGUCACCAAGGCCACUAAGGCCACUAAGACCACUAAGGUCACUAAGGCUACCAAGGCCACUAAGGCCACUAAGGCCACUAAGACCACUAAGGCCACUAAGACCACUAAGGCCACUAAGGCCACCAAGGCCACCAAGGCCACUAAGGCCACCAAGGCCACCAAGGCCACUAAGGCCACCAAGGCCACUAAGGCCACCAAGGCCACUAAGGCCACUAAGGCCACUAAGACCACUAAGGCCACUAAGGCCACUAAGACCACUAAGACCACUAAGGCCACCAAGGCCACCAAGGCCACUAAGGCCACCAAGGCCACCAAGGCCACUAAGGCCACCAAGGCCACCAAGGCCACCAAGGCCACUAAGGCCACCAAGGCCACCAAGGCCACUAAGGCCACCAAGGCCACUAAGGCCACCAAGGCCACCAAGGCCACCAAGGCCACUAAGGCCACCAAGGCCACUAAGACCACUAAGACCACUAAGGCCACCAAGGCCACUAAGGCCACUAAGGCCACCAAGGCCACCAAGGCCACCAAGGCCACUAAGGCCACUAAGGCCACUAAGGCCACCAAGGCCACCAAGGCCACUAAGGCCACUAAGGCCACCAAGGCCACCAAGGCCACCAAGGCCACUAAGGCCACCAAGGCCACCAAGGCCACCAAGGCUACCAAGGCCACCAAGGCCACUAAGGCCACUAAGGCCACCAAGGCCACCAAGGCCACCAAGGCUACCAAGGCCACCAAGGCCACUAAGGCCACUAAGGCCACUAAGGCCACCAAGGCCACUAAGGCCACCAAGGCCACUAAGGCCACUAAGGCCACUAAGGCCACCAAGGUCACUAAGGCCACCAAGACCACUAAGGCAACCAAGGCCACCAAGGCCACCAAGGCCACUAAGGCCACCAAGGCCACCAAGGCCACCAAGGCCACCAAGGCCACUAAGGCCACCAAGGCCACUAAGGCCACCAAGGCCACUAAGGCCACCAAGGCCACUAAGGCCACUAAGGCCACUAAGACCACUAAGGCCACUAAGGCCACUAAGACCACUAAGACCACUAAGGCCACCAAGGCCACCAAGGCCACUAAGGCCACCAAGGCCACCAAGGCCACUAAGGCCACCAAGGCCACCAAGGCCACCAAGGCCACUAAGGCCACCAAGGCCACCAAGGCCACUAAGGCCACCAAGGCCACUAAGGCCACCAAGGCCACCAAGGCCACUAAGGCCACCAAGGCCACUAAGACCACUAAGGCCACUAAGACCACUAAGGCCACCAAGGCCACUAAGGCCACUAAGGCCACCAAGGCCACCAAGGCCACCAAGGCCACUAAGACCACUAAGGCCACUAAGGCCACUAAGGCCACCAAGGCCACCAAGGCCACUAAGGCCACUAAGGCCACCAAGGCCACCAAGGCCACCAAGGCCACUAAGGCCACCAAGGCCACCAAGGCCACCAAGGCUACCAAGGCCACCAAGGCCACUAAGGCCACUAAGGCCACCAAGGCCACCAAGGCCACCAAGGCUACCAAGGCCACCAAGGCCACUAAGGCCACUAAGGCCACUAAGGCCACCAAGGCCACUAAGGCCACCAAGGCCACUAAGGCCACUAAGGCCACUAAGGCCACCAAGGUCACUAAGGCCACCAAGACCACUAAGGCAACCAAGGCCACCAAGGCCACCAAGGCCACUAAGGCCACCAAGGCCACCAAGGCCACCAAGGCCACCAAGGCCACUAAGGCCACCAAGGCCACCAAGGCCACCAAGGCCACUAAGACCACUAAGGCCACCAAGGCCACCAAGGCCACCAAGGCCACUAAGACCACUAAGACCACUAAGACCACUAAGGCCACCAAGGCCACCAAGGCCACCAAGGCCACUAAGACCACUAAGGCCACCAAGGCCACUAAGGCCACCAAGGCCACCAAGGCCACUAAGACCACUAAGACCACUAAGACCACUAAGACCACUAAGGUCAUGGUCGAAUAG
Procambarus clarkii (red swamp crayfish) is the source of this 2369-nucleotide messenger RNA. NCBI's taxonomy places the organism in Eukaryota, Metazoa, Arthropoda, Malacostraca, Decapoda, Cambaridae. The record is from RefSeq and is a predicted model, not a curated record.